Molecule: messenger RNA, 1291 nt
Organism: Cololabis saira (Pacific saury)
Lineage: Eukaryota; Metazoa; Chordata; Actinopteri; Beloniformes; Belonidae
Product: elongation of very long chain fatty acids protein 6-like
Exons: 4
Coding region: 166-963 (265 amino acids)
Biological process (GO): very long-chain fatty acid biosynthetic process; fatty acid elongation, saturated fatty acid; sphingolipid biosynthetic process
Cellular component (GO): endoplasmic reticulum; endoplasmic reticulum membrane
Molecular function (GO): fatty acid elongase activity
Source: RefSeq, a predicted model, not a curated record
GAAAAACGACAUCUAGCACCGCCGCAUCCUCCUGCCCCGGUCUGGGCGGGUUUAAAACCAGCCCGCUCCCAGACCCGGUCCAGACCCGACCCAGACCCGACCCACGGCCGCGGCUCGGUGUCCUGCAUCUUCCCUCCUCACCGCCAGAACCACCAGAGGACCAACAUGAACGACACCGGACUCAGCAGUUAUGACUUUGAGCGGCGUUUUGACGAGAGACGAGCUCUGGAGUGGAUGCAGGAACACUGGAACAAGUCCUUCAUGUUCUGCGGCCUGUACGUGGCGCUGGUGUUCGCCGGCCGCCACUUCAUGAGGGAGAGGCCCAAGCUGAACCUGCGUGGACCGCUGGUGCUGUGGUCGCUCGGCCUGGCCGCCUUCAGCAUCGUGGGAGCAGUCAGGACUGGACUGUACAUGCUGCACGUCCUGACGACCGGCGGCUUCAGGGAGUCGGUGUGUGACAACAGCUUCUACAGCGCCGCCGUCACCAAGUUCUGGGCCUACGCUUUCAUCCUGAGCAAAGUCCCCGAGCUGGGAGACACGGUGUUCAUCGUGCUGCGGAAGCAGCGUCUGAUCUUCCUGCACUGGUACCACCACGUCACGGUGCUGCUGUACUCCUGGUACUCCUACAAGGACCAGGUGGCGGGCGGCGGCUGGUUCAUGACCAUGAACUACGCCGUUCACUCUCUCAUGUACACGUACUACGCGGCCCGGGCGGCCAGCCUGCGGGUGCCCCGUCCCUUCGCCAUGGUCAUCACGGCCACGCAGAUCCUGCAGAUGGGGAUGGGCCUGGCGGUCCUGGCUCUGGUGUACCUCUGGAUGCACGAGGUGCGCUGUCCAUCCAACAUGGACAACAUCAUGUGGGGCUCUGUCAUGUACCUCAGCUACUUGGUUCUGUUCGCCUCGUUCUUCUACAACAACUACCUCAGAGACUCCUCCAAGGACAAAGGAUCCAAGGCAGAGUAGAGUCCCAGACUUUUAAAAAAUAGUUUCCUGGCUGUUUGGUGUUCUUGUGAUCUGGACCCAGAGCUCAGACGGCAGGGACCCAGCUGUCCAGUCAGAGCCUCGGAGGAGCAGGGCUCAGCACAUCUGAAACCAAUCAAUAGUUGUAGUACAGUAUGGAGAAAGAAGGGCUCCAGGAGUUCCUCAGACCCCUGACUAAUGUCUAAACUACACGUGUAAGGGCCAAGUAUUUAUUUGUGAUUAACAAAUGUUUGUCUUUUAUGUAUUUGUGAUAAAUGCACAGUUAUUGAGCGAGGAGCUUUGCAUGUCUCAGCAUACAGACUUGGAGCUG